AAUCAGUCACACACUUUCUGAGUAGCUUGCCUCAACGAAAUAUAUAUUCCCAAAAUUUUCAGUUUCUAAGCAAAAUGUCUGAGCUGCUGAAAAGCGUGGAAAACUUGCCCCUGGAGCCGACGCUGCCGAGAUUGUCGUUGAAUGAGUUUCGUGGCGGCAAUCAGCUGCCAACUUGGGACGUACCCGAGCAGGAGUUUCACCUGGGGAAGAAGUACCCGCUGGUGCCGAUGGUGUUGAAGAACUGGGAACUGAGCGAUCCCGAUGAUCUGGUGCUGAAGCUCGGCUCCAGGCAGAUCCGUAUGAAUCGGCUGCGCUUCAUGUGCUACUCGAAGUUCGCCAUGGAUCAUGUGAAGGGGGGACAGCGCGAAUUGGUGCUGCCCGAGGAUCGGGUGCCGGAGGAGGGCCUGGUGCGCACUUGUCACUGGCUGAACCAGCCAGUUGCGAAACUGGAGCGCGGCUCCAUUAUGGAGGUGCUGGCCGCAGCUCUGUACUUGGAGGUGGACUCGCUGAUCAAGCAGGUAUGGUUCAGUCUGAACCUGGUCGACGAGUUUAGCGAGGAUCAGGCCUUCGCCGUGUCCUACGAGUCGCUGCGGCUGCGCCAUUUGCUGCCCGUGGUGGGCCUGGACAAAACCAUGCUGCAUCGCAUACAACGCUUCUUCCUCACGCUGGUCGCCAGCGUGGAGUUUGUUGAGCUGCCCUUCGAGCACGUUCACUACCUGAUCAGCUCCGAGAAUGUGGCCGUCAAUAGCGAGAUGGAGAUGCUCUACGUGGCAAUGCGCUGGCUCACGCACGACUGGAAGGCACGGGCUGAGUAUGCGAUGACCCUCAUCAAGCUGGUGAGCCUGAUGACGCUGCCUUUCGAAUAUAUCAUGGAUCUGCAAGCGGGCCGAGUUGAGGGACCUGUCAAGUACAUCACCGAGCUGGAAGAGUUCCCAGACUACAUCUAUGAAGUUUACACGAACCACCUCUUAAUGGAAUUCGACGAUGGUUCCAGGGCCAUUGAACAGCUCCGCGAAUUAUUCAAGGUCGAGCUGCCCAUGCAACGGCCUUUCAUCUCCGAUAAUCUGUGCGGCUAUCACAGAGCCACGCCCGAUGAUCUUGCGAAAGUCUUCAGUUACGAAGAUUUCUUGGAUUAUUUGCGUGCGAUCCAUAAAAACGGCAUAUAUAGCUGGAAGGCACUGGACGUUCAGCGCACAUCUAGCCGCUUCAAAAUGGUCUAAGAAGCAAGUCUUCUUUCAUCUGAAUCGAAUUGCUGACAGCAUGCAAGAUCGGCUUAAAGAUAUGAGGAUUUUACUGCACUUUUGUGAUAUA
Drosophila arizonae is the source of this 1311-nucleotide messenger RNA. RefSeq names its product kelch-like protein 26. NCBI's taxonomy places the organism in Eukaryota, Metazoa, Arthropoda, Insecta, Diptera, Drosophilidae. The record is from RefSeq and is a predicted model, not a curated record.